This is a messenger RNA of Penicillium robsamsonii, 4365 nucleotides long. RefSeq lists its product as uncharacterized. Bases 1 to 4365 code for a protein of 1454 amino acids. NCBI's taxonomy places the organism in Eukaryota, Fungi, Ascomycota, Eurotiomycetes, Eurotiales, Aspergillaceae. Gene Ontology annotation, molecular function: protein binding. The transcript is spliced from 3 exons. The record is from RefSeq and is a predicted model, not a curated record.
AUGAAACCUUUAAGCCAGGCCAAGCUGACUGAAAGCCACUUUUGCGGCCCAGACCGACAGGAGACCCCAGAGCAGAAUAGAGACAAUGAGAUACUUGAGUCACUGGCAUUCCCGCAGAUGCUUGACAGGAGGGAUAACAUCGAGCCAUGCCACAGGAAUACCUGCAAAUGGAUUCUAGAGCUGGAAGAGUACCAGUCUUGGAGGAACCAGUCCCACGGUCUGCUCUGGAUUAAGGGCAAGCCAGGUGCAGGAAAGUCGACCUUAAUGGUAUUCCUGCACGACAAGCUCCAAAUAUCAGUAGACGAUCGUCCAGGUAUUCGCCUCGACUUUUUUUUCACCGCUCGGGGUACAGAGAUGCAACGUACACCACUAGGAAUGCUCAGAUCAUUACUGAACCAGAUUUUCGAGCGCGACCCGGCUAUACGUCCUCAGAUUCGUGAGACAUACGACCGGCGAUGUAAGCAGUUUGGAUAUGGUAAACGUCAGUGGGAAUGGCCACUGGUGAUGCUAGAAGAGUUACUAGCAAGUGCCAUCCUGGCAUCAGCCAACCAGCAGCACGUGGUAGUUUUUGUGGAUGCUCUAGACGAGGCUGGGGCUAAGUCUGCUCAGCAGCUGGCAGGAUAUUUUCAUCAGCUCGUUAAUCGCGCCGAGAAAAAGAAGCUAUGCAUCCAAGUUUGUAUCUCAUGUCGACACUAUCCUAUCAUGGAAAGUGGUCAGGCUAUAGAGAUAAACGUCGAAGAUCAUACCCAGCAAGACAUUGCCACAUAUAUCCAAGAUAUCCUUACCAAGACAGAGGCCAACGAUAACGCCAGUCAGAAGAUAAGGGAAAUGCUAGUCGAGCAAUUAACCCAGCAAGCGAAUGGAGUGUUCCAAUGGGUUCAUAUUAUAAUCCCCCUCAUCGAGCAGAAGGUUCGUGAAAGAGAAUCGUUUAAUGACAUCUGUUGCUGGUUACGCGAGGUCCCGGCCGGCCUGGAAGAUGUUUACACGUAUAUUCUGAACAACGUGAUAGAGAAGAGUAACCGCGAGCAGUCAUUUCUGUUCUUUCAAUGGGUAUGCCUGGCCGAGCGACCCCUGACUGUGGUCGAGAUGCGGUAUGCUUUAGCGGCUAAUAAUGUGCGGGUAACGCUGUCUCCAAAGAGAUGGGAAAGGAUCUAUGGUUUCAUCGAAAGCAACGAACACAUGCUGCGAAGAAUCAAGGCUCUUUCUGGUGGACUAGCCGAAGUAGUCCCAAGUGUGGAUAGCAAUGAGACUGUACAGGUGGUACACCAGUCGGUCAAUGAUUUCUUACGCACAAAAGGGCUUAAGGCCUUGUGUCAUAAUAUCGACAUGAGAAUGUCGUGCAUGAACGAGGAUAAGAUUCUUUCCCAAUGCCAGGCAACUCUCUACCGAUCGUGUUUAGUGUAUCUUGCAACAGUUUAUAUACCGGCAGAGAUCACUGAAUUCAAAGGAACCAAAGAAGACCUUAUCCAUCGUCCGUUGCUUGAAUACGCCACUACGAAUCUUUUUAUUCAUGCGGAAAAGGCUGCCGACUCUCGAUCUGGCAUGUUUCAGAAUGAGAAAGACAUCCUACAACAAGUGCUCGGUCAUUGGGUCCAGAUCUACCAGAAACUAGAUGGGUUUAGCAGUGUGUGCCCAUCGAGAGGCACAACACUGUUACAUAUGGCUGCUGCUGCCAAUCUAGUGGAUCUCAUGGAGCCUCUGGUGUCGGAUAUUAAGGAUGUCGCGAUAAGGAACAGAGAUGGAGAUACAGCUUUACACUUGGCAGCCCGAUGGGGUCAUGUAACAGCCGGACAAAUACUCCUUGGGAAAGGAGCGGACCAAGAGGCAAAGAGCCACAGAGGCAAGACGCCAUUAUCCGAGGCAGCUAGUGGUGGACAUAUAAGAUUUGUUGAAUGGCUCCUACAUGAAGGUGUGAGUCUGGAAAUAAAAGGAGAUGGAGGUGCGCUACAAGAAGCUUCUUUGGAAGGCUAUGAGAGUGUUGUGGAGAUACUACUCGGAGCGGGCGCCGAUAUCAAUGCCCAGGGUGGUCAAUACGGCAAUGCCUUACAGGCCGCUGCAUGGAAUGGAAGCCCCGAGAUAGUGCAGAUACUACUCGGAGCGGGCGCCGAUAUCAACGCCCAGGGUGGUGAAUACGGCAAUGCCUUACAGGCUGCUGCAUAUAGAGGAAGCCCUGAGACAGUGCAGAUACUACUCGGAGCGGGCGCCGAUGUUAACACCCAGGGUGGUCACUUUAGCAAUGCCUUACAGGCUGCUGCAUAUAGAGGAAGCCCUGAGAAAGUGCAGAUACUACUCGGAGCGGGCGCCGAUAUCAACGCCCAGGGUGGUCAAUACGGCAAUGCCUUACAGGCUGCGGCAUGGAGUGGAAUCCCCGAGAUAGUGCAGAUACUACUCGGAGCGGGCGCCGAUGUUAACACCCAGGGUGGUCACUUUAGCAAUGCCUUACAGGCUGCUGCAUAUAGAGGAAGCCCUGAGAAAGUGCAGAUACUACUCGGAGCGGGCGCCGAUAUCAACGCCCAGGGUGGUCAAUACGGCAAUGCCUUACAGGCUGCGGCAUGGAGUGGAAUCCCCGAGAUAGUGCAGAUACUACUCGGAGCGGGCGCCGAUAUCAACGCCCAGGGUGGUCAAUACGGCAAUGCCUUACAGGCUGCAGCAUAUAGAGGAAGCCCUGAGAAAGUGCAGAUACUACUCGGAGCGGGCGCCGAUGUUAACACCCAGGGUGGUCACUUUAGCAAUGCCUUACAGGCUGCUGCAUAUAGAGGAAGCCCUGAGAAAGUGCAGAUACUACUCGGAGCGGGCGCCGAUGUUAACGCCCAGGGUGGUCAAUACGGCAAUGCCUUACAGGCCGCUGCAUGGAAUGGAAGCCCCGAGAUAGUGCAGAUACUACUCGGAGCGGGCGCCGAUAUCAACGCCCAGGGUGGUCAAUACGGCAAUGCCUUACAGGCUGCUGCAUAUAGAGGAAGCCCUGAGACAGUGCAGAUACUACUCGGAGCGGGCGCCGAUGUUAACACCCAGGGUGGUCACUUUAGCAAUGCCUUACAGGCUGCUGCAUAUAGAGGAAGCCCUGAGACAGUGCAGAUACUACUCGGAGCGGGCGCCGAUAUCAACGCCCAGGGUGGUCAAUACGGCAAUGCCUUACAGGCUGCUGCAUAUAGAGGAAGCCCUGAGACAGUGCAGAUACUACUCGGAGCGGGCGCCGAUAUCAACGCCCAGGGUGGUGAAUACGGCAAUGCCUUACAGGCCGCUGCAUGGAGUGGAAUCCCCGAGAUAGUGCAGAUACUACUCGGAGCGGGCGCCGAUAUCAACGCCCAGGGUGGUCAAUACGGCAAUGCCUUACAGGCCGCUGCAUGGAGUGGAAUCCCCGAGAUAGUGCAGAUACUACUCGGAGCGGGCGCCGAUAUCAACGCCCAGGGUGGUCAAUACGGCAAUGCCUUACAGGCUGCAGCAUAUAGAGGAAGCCCUGAGACAGUGCAGAUACUACUCGGAGCGGGCGCCGAUGUUAACACCCAGGGUGGUCACUUUAGCAAUGCCUUACAGGCUGCUGCAUAUAGAGGAAGCCCUGAGAAAGUGCAGAUACUACUCGGAGCGGGCGCCGAUAUCAACGCCCAGGGUGGUGAAUACGGCAAUGCCUUACAGGCUGCUGCAUGGAAUGGAAGCCCCGAGACAGUGCAGAUACUACUCGGAGCGGGCGCCGAUGUUAACACCCAGGGUGGUCACUUUAGCAAUGCCUUACAGGCUGCUGCAUAUAGAGGAAGCCCUGAGAAAGUGCAGAUACUACUCGGAGCGGGCGCCGAUAUCAACGCCCAGGGUGGUGAAUACGGCAAUGCCUUACAGGGUGCUGCAUAUAGAGGAAGCCCUGAGACAGUGCAGAUACUACUCGGAGCGGGCGCCAAUGUCAACGCCCAGGGUGGUAGAUAUGGAUCAUCUCUCUUGGCGGCUAUUCAUGAAGGCUAUGUUCAUGAAGUUCAAAUUCUUCUUCAUGCUGGAGCAGAUCCACUGCUUACAGAUGAACUCGGCCGCACUCCUCUUCAUAUUGCAGCUUCAAAAAACCGGCUCCAAAUACUGCGUCGGUUUCCACAACUGGUGUCAGCUCUCAACAAGCGUAGUGAUUUCUUACAAACUCCUCUCCAUCUGGCGGUUUAUCAUGGUCACAUUAGUUUUGCUAUUGCCCUUCUCAAUUCUGGUGCCGAUCCUUCCCUCCUAGAUGGUUAUGCUCCAUCUGCCUCGGGAUUCGUCCUCCAGAACGGAUAUCUGGCAGAUCUCCUGCAAUAUCUGCAACCAGAUCAUCACCGGAACUCGCUUUGUAUGCAGACUGUGCGCCUAUAUGGAUCUCUGUUCCUCCUGCGUACAGAAGUACCCCGGCCAUAG